CACUUUACAUCUGUACACAUCGGUACGUAACAGCUGAUAUCUGAUGCAACUUUAACCGGCCCGUUAGAAAAUGCCUUCACCCACGGUCCAUAAUCAAGAUCAGGACCCCGUGGAGUUAAUGCUGAAAAAAACCGGCUGCAUUGAGCUCCACUACAAGGUACAAGAGUGCAUUGCAGAGACAGGUGAUUGGCGAGCGUGUCAAGAUAAGGUGAAGGAGUUCCGGACGUGUAUGCAGAAGUACGUGGACCAGCAACAUAAGAAGUAUGCCGACGUCAAGUAG
Messenger RNA from Drosophila bipectinata, 280 nucleotides. RefSeq names its product cytochrome c oxidase assembly factor 4 homolog, mitochondrial. Lineage: Eukaryota; Metazoa; Arthropoda; Insecta; Diptera; Drosophilidae. The record is from RefSeq and is a predicted model, not a curated record. Gene Ontology annotation, biological process: mitochondrial respiratory chain complex IV assembly. Gene Ontology annotation, cellular component: mitochondrial intermembrane space.